Messenger RNA from Lentinula edodes (shiitake mushroom), 2993 nucleotides. RefSeq lists its product as uncharacterized. NCBI's taxonomy places the organism in Eukaryota, Fungi, Basidiomycota, Agaricomycetes, Agaricales, Omphalotaceae. The transcript is spliced from 4 exons. Bases 129 to 2819 code for a protein of 896 amino acids. Gene Ontology annotation, molecular function: DNA binding. The record is from RefSeq and is a predicted model, not a curated record.
AUAUCCACAUUACUGAUUGUGAGAAAAAUUUAUCAGACUACUAGCCGGUCUGAUACCAGACUUGACCUAAGCACUAUAGGUUAGGUCGCGUCUUUCGAUAAAAACCCUUGCUACCGUUCGCUCUCAUCAUGGAGAACUUUGAUGAUAUGUUUGACUCAGUCAAAGCAGAGACAUUGCGCUUGCUCGUGCGCGAUCUCGGACAAAAAAACGUAGGUAAAAGGGAUGAUAUGUUAGAGUUUCUGAAGAACAGACUGUUUGGUGACGUACCGAGAACGACGCGGUCCACUGCGGCUGCGGGCACGCAUACCAAUCAGAAAGUUUCUACAGCUCGAAAAACCUUGUCCGCACCGGGACCGACACGCUCGGGUCGAAAACGAAAGGCUGAGGAACAACAAGAAAAGGAGCUAGGCAACGAUGACUCUGUUGGAGAUGAAGAUAGUGCCGCGAAACGCACUCGAAUGACACGGGCUUCCAACUCGAAGGUCGAGAAUGUCAUUGGCCACGAUGAAGAUGACCACAUGGAUAGCAUCAGUGCUGGCCCACGCCGUGGUAAACGUCGUGCUACUUCUCCAAAAUCAUCUUCUGGACUCGGUUCGCAGAGGACAAGCGCGCGCACUCGGACUUUAACAGCAAAAGCCGCAGCUGUCGCCGCUGGGACAAAAAGAGGUCGAGGUAGACCGUCGAAAAAUAUUGCUGCUCCUUCCACACAGGACGACUUGAGUGAUGCUGAUGCAGAAGGAGAUGAGGACGAAUAUGUCGAACAUGCAGAGGAUGAAGAAGAGCCCAUUGUCGAACGGCGAGGUCGAGGUCGGCCACGCAAAGGAACCCAAAUACACAUUCUAGACGAGGACGAGGACGAAUAUGUCGAAGAAGUAGAAGAGGAAUCUUCAGCUGAACGUCGAACCCGUGGUCGCUCACGCAAAGCACAAAAAAACCAAAUGCAAUUCGCAGAUCGAGGUGAGAACGAAGGAGUGGAGGAACCUGCGAAACGCGGUCGAGGUCGGCCCCGUAAAGAUCAGGGCGCUUCCGCUUCAGCUCCAGUUCUCCGAACCGUAGCCACAAGCAGGAAAUCCCGUUCGCCUGCUCCCAUAUCUCCUCACGCUUCCCAUGGCCCGAUGUCUACUCGAUCCCGUACUGGACACUCCCCUGCGAAGAAGAUGAACUAUCUCACUGCUCCCCUAGUAAAGCGCACUUACGGUAGUGGCAGGAAAGGUGCAUUUCGAUCUAGGGGUCGUCCGCUUAAAUAUACCGCCGCUGCAAGGGGACGAAAACCUCGUUCGAGUGUUUCAAAACCAAGCACGAAAACGAAAUACAUUCCUGCGCGAUCCAGGCCCAAGGAGAACUCGGAUCGUUCUAGUGCUAGUGGAAGUAGCGGUGGAAAGAAGUAUACGUUUGAUGGAGUAGAAUUGGUUAGUCGGAAUCGAGGAUGGCAAGGGCAGGAUGCUGCAGGGGCUACUUCGGAAGCUGGUCCUUCGACCAAUGUUAGGACUACCUUGAGGGGUGUCAAGAAUGCGGAUGCGGAUGUAGAUGCUGAUGGAGAUACCGACAUGGAUUUGCUAGGCGGGGCAGUCAAAAGCCAUGAAGGAGAAGCUCAGCACCGAAGCACGCCGCUACAAAUGCAUACCCCCGGCGAUGUGAACCGGCCAACGGCAAAUUUCAAAAACGAUUUAGGACGCGAAGAGACUACAUCCGAGGCUCCUCGUGCAUCUGUAUCUGAACUCCCCACCGAACCCCAGCAACCAGAGAGUAAAGAAGAAGUGCAUCGUGCUGCUUCUCUUGCACCUUCUCGUCAUUCUUCCUCUGCUCUCUCUUCAGUCCACAGUACAAUUGUUGUUGUACCACCCACUGCAUCUUCAAAUGCGGCAGGCGAUUCAUCCUCUUCGUAUUUUAUACCUCCGCCCAGUAGUAUCCAUGUACAGCCUCAAGCGGACGUCGACGCAGCGGCUGGACAAAAGGUAGAUCAAAACGAGCAGGAGCACCCACAGGGGCUACUGGUACAGGAAGAAGAAAAUGAUGCUUUGAAGACAGAAGGUCCGGCUACUCAGUUGUUGGGUGUCGCUAUCGGUGACAUUCUUGAACAAGAUAAGGAGGAGACAGGACCCAUCAUUUCGUCGUCUUCUAAGUCUCCGACUGAAGCGAGCGCUGUGGUGUCUACCACAAAAGAAAUCAGUAUUUACUCAGCAGCAGCUAUAGCCACUUCUUCCACUGCCACUGCAUCUCACUCGAUGCCUUCUAUCGUUACUCAGGAUGUUGUUGAUGAGGGUUCAAACGCAAAUCUCCAAAGUGCAGACCAGGGCUCGGAAAAUUCUGUAGAUAUUGAUGUAGGAAAUAACAAGCUAGGAGACCUUGAAAGUGUCGAUGAAGAUGACACAAGUAUAAUGGAUCCUCCUAUUGGCCAUGCGAUUGAAGUCGUUGUCCACACGGAGAAAUUCACCAUAACCGACACGAACACGAGCGCAGCGAAUCCUGCUAUGAUAUCAGUGGACCAACCGCAAGAACCAAGACAGGAGCUAGAAACCUCCAUACCCAACGAAUUCACAGAGGUUAAUGCCUCCGGUGAGCCCUCCUCGAGCGCUUCCCGACUACCUCCUUCAGCUCCACUUCCUAGUUCAGCUCAAAUACAAGCAUCCAUCGCCUCCUUACAUUCCCUCCAUUCUCGGCCCGCCGAGGAUGAUACAGCGGACAAUGCUCUAUUUGAGAGCACAUAUAUCGAUGAUUAUGACUUGGAGACGGAUGAGGGUGAGGUUCUUAAUGACAAUGUUCGCGAAGGAAAUAGUACUGAAAUGGAGCAGGUGCUCAACAACCAACAUUUGACUUGAAGUGAUUUCAAACUCUGAUUUCGUAUCUUGCACGCCUAGCACCAAUUGUACUCAUUUAUUUUCGUACUUUCCGUUCACUAGUAUUCUACGCCGUUUAUCCCAAAUGUACUUAUAUGCCCCAAGUAUUUCAAGGUAGCUACCGGAUAUGUCCUUGCGUUAGAAUGUAAAAACAGA